This is a messenger RNA of Desarmillaria tabescens, 739 nucleotides long. RefSeq lists its product as uncharacterized. The coding region runs from base 97 to 600 and encodes 167 amino acids. Lineage: Eukaryota; Fungi; Basidiomycota; Agaricomycetes; Agaricales; Physalacriaceae. The transcript has 5 exons. The record is from RefSeq and is a predicted model, not a curated record.
UCACGGCUGCGUGCUAGCGGUUCGACCGACGCCGCUUUACAAAUUAGUGUUCUCCGCUUGAAACAUCCGUUUUCUCAUAUCUCCUGAGCCUCCAUCAUGCAGCGCAGCACUGACAGCCUUUCGAAGGAGAACGAACACCUCUCCAAGAUUAUCUCCGAGCUCAAAGAGGAGCGCGAUAGGUUCAGGCAGCAAGCAGGGAAGACGAGACAGGAGUUGAGCGAAUUAUUGGGCGAGAAGGAGAGAAUCGAUUGUGAGAAUGCCGACCUGAAGCGAACGGUGCUGGGUUUAGAGGAGCGCCUGAAGGAUGCUAUUGUUGCGCAGUCUGAGGUCACGAAGGCGUCCUCCGCUGCCGAAACUCAAGCUCAAACGGAAGCUCAAGCCCAGAACCAGCCUUCUGCACAACAGCACCUGUCAACCAAUGUAAUUCCUAGUAAACAAGAAGAACCGUUACCACAAGUUCCGGCUUCGAAUUCUCAGGCUCAGAGCGCCAUAGAUGAGGCUGCCGCCCUUCCGAUUUCUGCACCGACCGACACAAGUACCGCGAAUAUCACAAUACAAUCUACCGUAUCAGACAUUGCAGCCGUUGGUUCGCGUCCCUGAUUAUCUGUCCAUACUCGACUCGUGUUGGGGCCAGCCUAUCUUACCAUUGUCAUCGAAACCUGCUGAGGAAUCCGCUCAAGUCCCUGGGCCAGCCACCAGUGUUUUUGCUCCCCUCAAACCCUCCAGCCCCGUCUCUCGG